AAAUUUAAAAAAAUUUUUAAUAGAAUCCAAGACUUAAGUCACUGUGGAAAAUGUCACAGGGUGUGGACGACACUAUUGUGUGUCUAAUGUCAAUGGGCUUUGACAUACAGGACUGCCAGGAUGCGAUCAAUUUUGGUAAAAAUACAGUGGAAUCUGCUGUUGAAUGGAUAGUUGCUGGUAAGCCAGGACUCCGCCCAAAUGCUGCAGUGGGAGAAGAGGCUGGACUGAGUCUUAAACUUAGAUCUACAACGUCCACUUUUGGUACUGAAUCUACACAGUCAUCUUACCAGAAGCCUCAUCCAAUCCCAGAACCCACUUCUCAGCCUCAGUCUGAUAUCAACCAAUCAAAACCCUCGGAUGGUCAGUCCGGUGACUCUACAGCUGAUCUGAGUCAACCAGAAGUUCAUAUUGUCAGCAGAAUGCACAUGAGUGACGCUCAGAGGAAAUACAAAGAAAAUUUUGAGCAGAAAAAAAUGGAUGAAGCCAAAAAACAGGCUGUUUUAGAAAAAAGGAGACAAAAAGAGGAGCAUGCUAGGAUUCUGAAGGAGAUAGCAGAUGACAGAGAGAAGAAAAAACUUCUUCAGGCUACUCCAGGUCACUCAGAAGCUAAGAAGGUCUCCACUGAAUCAGAUGUAAAGAAAGAUGUGAAAACUGAAUCAGUGACACAGUCAUCUAGUUCUAGUGGAACUUGUCUUCUUCAGAUCAGAUUACCAGAUGGGAGAUCCUUGCGUCAUUCCUUCAGUCCUGCUUCAACAUUACAACAAGUAUGGGAGUUUACAGCUAGUCAUCAUCCAGAUAUGACUGGAUAUACCUUCAUACAGCCGUUCCCUAGACAUGAGUUUACACCAGGUGACAUGCCAUUGACGCUGACUGUGCUUAAACUGACUCCCACAGGUUCUUUAGUAUUACAGAAGAAACAAACGCCUUCAACAUCGUCAGAGUCACAUUCGUCUCAUGAACCAAUGGAAACAUUGUCAUCUCCGCCAAUGGUUGAGGUCAACAGAGAGGUUAACAGAAUUCCACCAAGUCAUGUACAUGAUGCACCUAGAGGCCACAAUUGGGGUCAUGGUAUUUCAAUGGAUAAUGAGAAUCAAAAUGCCCCUCACCAAGAGUUUGGUCAGCCAGCCCAAGAAGAGAUCAUGGAAGAAGAUGAGGAGGAGGAGCCUCAUAGGGUAGUUCCAGGAGGUAUGGGGCGUGGUAAUCCCUGGGAUGGACUCCAAAUGCCUGGUGGUAUUAUUGGACAACGUAUGCCUCCCCCACAUGGAAAUAUCAGGGGGCAAGGUCAUGACAUAUUUGGGAUGCAGAUUGGUGACCAAGGUAAUCAAGCUUUUGGAGGAGUUGGACAAAGAUUGGUUGCUAUGGGUGAUCCGAGUCAUAAUGAUGGUUACCAAAAUAGACCUGCAAGGGAACUGGCAUUGGAGAGAGCCCAGGCGCGUAUGGCUCAACCUGUGCAGGAGCCCAUGAAAACUCCAGGCACAAGUUCCGGAACAUCUUUAUCGGGAGCAAAUCAGCCUGUACAGUCACUACUGAUCCAUUGUUUAAAACAUAUCACACACAGAUUAAACGACCCUCGGCAUCAACUUCUGAGUCUGGCUGGUAUAUCUGAGGAUAUGGCACAAGUGAUUCUAGAAUUCUUGCUGAAAGAGAAACAACUUAAACCCAAGACCCUCAAUGCAUUUAUUCCAUGUUAUUUGAGAAAACUGAUUUUAGACUGUUAUCCGUAUACAACUAAUGAUUUACUUCAUUCUGUAAGGUUGCACACAAAUUUGUCACACCUCAGUCUUAGUUCCUGUCCUCUUAUAACUGAUGCUGGAAUUGACUUCCUUAAAACACUUAAGAAAUUGAAGAAACUUAAUUUGAGCUGUUGUAAACAAUUGUCAAACAAAUGUGUGAGCACUUUAUCAAGCCUACAGAAUUUGGUAUCACUAAAUGUUGAGGACACUGGACUGACAGACCAAGGUGUGAUACAGUAUUUAUCUAGUCAACCAGAACAUCUUCAGUUACUCAACUUGAACAGAACAUCAGUUACCCAUGCUAUAAUCCCUCAUCUACAAUCAUCCACCAAACAACUGAGGUCCUUAUACCUAGAGGGUACUAAAGUUGUGAGUUUAUCUGGUAUCAGAGAGUUGGAGCAGUUGGAGUGCCUCAGUGUAGCCAGGACUGGUAUAGUGACAGAAUCUUUGUACUGUCUUGCCGCUCAUCCCGGUCUCAGGUCCCUUAAUAUUGCCAAUACAGAAAAUGUAAAUGGAGAUGAGGCUCUCAGACAACUCUCAGAUUUAAAGUUACAUACAUUGGUGCUUCCGUCAAGACAUACAACAACUAAUCUGGGAAUAAAAUACAUAUCAGGUUUGUCUUUAUCAUCAUUAGAUUUAACCAACUAUAUCCUUGUGGGAGAUGAAGCUAUGGAGCAUAUCGGGAAAAUGUCAAGUUUAAAACAGUUGAUAUUGAGUAACACAAAGGUAUCUGAUGUGGGCAUGUUUUUCCUGGAAGGUUUAACGCAGCUAGAAGUUUUAAAUAUUGAUAGAACAUUAGUCACAGAUGAAGGUGCUAAAAUUAUUGGUGCAUUAACAAAUCUUGUGGAAUUGAGUCUGUCUUGUACAAAUGUAACAACGAAGUUCCUGUUGUCUGGUGUCUUAAAUAACUGUACUAACCUAGCAAAGCUGAAUCUUAGUAAAACUAUGGUCACUAAAAAAGGUGUUCUUAGUUUGUCAUUACUGUUUCUUCAAAUGAUAAAUCUGGAUGGAACAAAGGUGACCCCUGACCUUAAUAUUGAUAUGAUGCAGGAAUGUCCUAAAUUGACUCAGAUGUCAAUAAGAAAUUUAGAACCAUUCACCAGAGAUGAUGAAAUUGAGGAAGCUGACAUGGAUAUGUGACCUUCAAGUCUGACCUUGUAAUUUGAACUUGGUAUUAUCCUGACCUCUAUAUGUUGCAAAGGAGGAGAUGAGGAAAGAAGUUGACUUUUUGUAUAAUUUUAAAGCUGCAGUUAUAUGUUGAUGUGAAGGAAGGGAGACAAUUUUCAAAUGAAUAAUUUAAGCAUUGAAACAAAGAAAUACAAAUAUCACAAAAAUGAAGGGAGACUACUAUCAUAAAAAUAAAGGGAGACAAUUAUCACAAAAUAAAGGGAGACAAUUACCAAAAAAAGCAAAUGGAGACAACUAUUAUUAACAUGCAAUAAUUGUGUGUAAAUUAGCUUGUAAAUAAGAAUUAAUCAAAUGAAUCCAGUUAAAUAUUAUUAAUUAAAUUUAGAGAUUAAAUAAAUUUAAUAUCACUAAGAUUCUAUCACAGUCUACAUUUUUUUUCUUUUCUGUAAUAUAUUAUCUCGAUGUGAUUCUGAGAAGUUAUUCAAUAACUGAGCACAAUUUUUACAUUUUCUAAUCUUUUUCACUUUAUUCAAAACUGUUGUCUUUGAUUUAUUUUACUAAUAGGAUACGUCCAGGUUUAAGUAAAAAAUGGCAAUUAUUUUGUGAAAAUUUUUCUUAUAACAAGUGUCUAGUUAAGGAAUAUACAAUGCAAUGACCAUUCUUGUGUCUGUCUAGUGAAUCUGACUAUGCUAUGUUAUUCACAUUGCAUCUAAGAUCAGCAUUUCUUCUAUAAUAGUUUCCUUCUAUUAAUGUUGACAUACAUUUUUAUUCCAAUGUGCACAAGUGUCUUUUAACACAACAUUAUUCAGACUCAUUCUUUGUUACUUAUAGAACAAACAAAAGGAUGUUUUGCAAUCAUUUGUCUUUUACUUCUGUGUUGUCAAACUUUUUUGUUUUCCACACAACUUUUUUUUUUGGUUCUGUUCAUUUCCAAAGGACAAAAAUGUAUUUGAAAUAUAAACUUAAGCUUACCAGUUUUGAGUGACCUAUUACUUUUUUGGUAUCAAAUAAUUGAGGCUAAUGGUCAUUUGUGCCAACUGGCUGAUUUAGAAAUUAUGUGGAAUUACAAUUUGGUCACUUGUAGAUAAAUUGGUAAUCACUGGUUAGUUAUCCAGGAAAGUCGGGUAGGCAGUAAGAUUGUUGAGACAUAUGUUAGAUUCAGCAUAAAUCAGACAAACAAACAUGAAUUGAAUAUAUAAUAGAUACAUUUGUACUGCAUUGUCUUGAGAAAUUUAAGAAGAUAUAUAUUUUUUUUAUUUUACUUGAGGGUAUAUAUCAAAGUUAAAUGCUUUGUUUGAUUUUUUGAAAUGCUUGUAUUCAAAUAAAUUAUUUUAAACUUUCAGUUUUGCCAAAACUAUUUAUCAUUUUAUAGAAAAUUUCAAAAUAAGUACUGAAUGAAUAAUAAACAGUGCAGACCAUGAUCAGACAGCACAAAUGUGUGCACUGGUCACAUGGGUAGAUUCAAUUGCCACCAGGUGGCUAAGGGAUUGAUAUCCUUGUAUUCCUAUUCCAAUUUAAUUGAUUAAAACAAAUUUUGCCAUUUGUAUGAGCUUAAUUCAGAAACAAUUUUGUUGCAAAUCAAUAUUAAGGCACACAUUUAUCAUGUGUUAAUUGUUUAUAUCGUUAUGUUAAAGGGUUUGUUCAUACACACCAAAUUGUUGAAUAAAGUACUUAGUUUAAA
Ruditapes philippinarum (Manila clam) is the source of this 4542-nucleotide messenger RNA. RefSeq lists its product as uncharacterized. NCBI's taxonomy places the organism in Eukaryota, Metazoa, Mollusca, Bivalvia, Venerida, Veneridae. The record is from RefSeq and is a predicted model, not a curated record. Gene Ontology annotation, biological process: SCF-dependent proteasomal ubiquitin-dependent protein catabolic process. Gene Ontology annotation, cellular component: SCF ubiquitin ligase complex. The transcript is spliced from 22 exons. Gene Ontology annotation, molecular function: protein binding. The coding region runs from base 51 to 2873 and encodes 940 amino acids.